Messenger RNA from Pseudomyrmex gracilis, 4639 nucleotides. RefSeq names its product actin, clone 403-like. The record is from RefSeq and is a predicted model, not a curated record. Bases 2169 to 3299 code for a protein of 376 amino acids. The transcript is spliced from 4 exons. Gene Ontology annotation, biological process: mitotic cytokinesis. NCBI's taxonomy places the organism in Eukaryota, Metazoa, Arthropoda, Insecta, Hymenoptera, Formicidae.
AUAUACACACACAUAUAUAUAUAAAACAAAAAAAAAGAAAUUUACUACAAGCUUUUAUUUAUUCUUCGUUAGAGUGUGUCAAUCUGAAGUGAAUAUCGAAUUUGUGAUUUUACGAAAACAAACACACGCAAAUAUUUUUUUCCGAAAAAAAAAAAAAAAUUAAGAAUUUAAAAGCAUAUCUUGUUCAACUCCGUAUAAUACAUAAUAUAGCGAAUAUUUUAUGAAAUAUAUUUUAUGUUGCACUUAUUAUUUUCUAUUAAUUUUUCUCAUACUAUUCUUAUACAUGCUUGUGUUCGAAUUGAACGCAAAUAUGUACCGUGUAAAAAUUGUACAUACAUAUAACUUUUUGCUUGGUAACGAGAAGCGAGAUAUAUAUACAUAUAUAUAUAUACGUUUGAUUUUAAUAUGAUCUUAAUCGUGUAUUUUUUAUCUAUUAUGAUACUCUCUGAUGAUUGUGCAAUAAAAUUGCUUGCACGUUGCCUUUCCACACCGCGUUACAUCGUUACGUAGCACGAUGCCGUUGAAAAAUAUUAAGAGAAGUAUAUGCAAAAACUCCAAAAGUGGGUACUUAAUUUCACAGCCUAAUUAAUAUCAUUAGUCGAACGGUUAAUUAAGGGGCAUAAUAUGGUGAUUAUAAAUGACGCUCUGAUGGCGAGAUCAGUCUACGGAACGGCGAUUCUCUGUAAUGCGCUUCGGUUUGUAAAAUAUCCUCAAAGGAAUGGAGCUUGUUAUCAACAGGUGACGCGAAUAGACAGAAUCGGUUAAAUCGCGAUGGAUACACAAGAUCACAAAAAAAAAAUAAUAUUCGAUUUAUCAAAAAUUAAUUAUUCAAUUUAAUGUUAUGACAGAGAAAAAUAUUGUACAACGCUAUAUAUUAUACCUGUACAAUACUUACAUAUAUACUGUUUUAAAGGUAAUACGUUCUUUCUCUCUUUGUAUAUGUUUCGUGACAGAUUAUCUAUUUUUAGAAAAGUGCAUUUGUGUGUGGGAAGCAGUUUAGAACAAUUAAGACGUGUAAUUAAGCUUGAUUAACAUUUGUGAACUUUUGUUUUUUAUUUAAUUUUGUUACUUUUGUGACAAACGAAAAAAGGAAUCGAAGAACAUACAGACAUUUAUGUUCUUUUAUUUUGAUUUUUUUUUUUUUUAUCGCAAUUUAAUUUAAUUUCUGAAUAUGUAAACGCAUUUUGUUUUUUUUUUUUAUACGAGAAUAGAGCUCGGUUUUAUUUUCGAAGAAAAUUUUUGAGAUACAAUUACAUUCAGCUAAAAAAAAAAACAUUGCGAUCUAUCAAAGAUUUGCGAAAAGACCAAUACAUCAUUAUAGAGGAAACGCAGAAAGGUGUACGCUCUAGUUACUGCGAGAACUUCGUGCAUUCACGGAGAUAACAUGUACGAGCAGAGUUAGUUCCUUUAGUUGUAAUUGGCGUGUAUUAAAAAGCAAUUAAGGUCUCUUUUAUUAAAAAAAAAAAACCUUGAAAAUAUUUAUUUGUAAUAAGAAAUGCAGAAAAAAACUGCUGCCAAAUUUUGGUUUUAUAAUAAUAAUUAUAACAACAACAAAUCUCGUUUGUAGCACUCGUAACUUUUAUAUUGUAUCAUACAAUUUUCAAGAACGAGCCUGUAUCUUAAACUGUUUAUUUUUACGCAUCACAGUAACGCGCUCAAAUUAUUUUUAACAACAAAAUCUAUUAGGUAUUAUAUUUUUGCCGAUAUAAUUAUUGUUACUAAAUAAUAAUAUAGCUUGUGUGUACAAAAGUACAUCGUAUUGAAUAAUUUCAAUUUUCUACAAUGAAAGUAAUCUGUUUGCUUUUUGUCGUGAAAAAAAAAAAAAAAAUCCAUUAGUGUUAAUCCGACGCGUGAGAUUUAUCGGUUCCUGAGGUUUCUGUGUAAAAAAAAAAAAAAAAAACGUGUGCGAAUCCGCGGCGGGAGAAGGGGAGUUUGUAUAUAAAGCAACUCUUCCUUCCGCGAAGAAACUCAAACAGGAUCCAGAAGUCGGUGUAAAAUAUUAGUCUCUUCCGAGUCUCUUCUUUCCGCGCGAUCGUCCUAAUUACUUCGAGAGUCUGUUCAAGCGCGUUCUCACAUUUCGCUAAAUCUAGAUUUCGCUCCGUGAAAUCAUCCGUCACAUUAGAAAAAAAAAAAAAAAUAUUACUUUAAGAAAACAAUAUUAUUUCAAAAUGUGCGACGACGAUGUGGCCGCGUUGGUGAUCGACAAUGGAUCGGGAAUGUGCAAGGCCGGAUUUGCCGGAGACGAUGCUCCACGAGCUGUGUUUCCCUCCAUUGUCGGGAGACCCCGAUAUCAGGGAAUCAUGGUGGGCAUGGGACAGAAGGACAGCUACGUGGGCGACGAGGCGCAGAGCAAACGCGGAGUUCUCACCGUCAAGUAUCCCAUUGAGCACGGCAUAGUCACCAAUUGGGACGAUAUGGAGAAGAUCUGGCAUCACACGUUCUACAACGAGCUCAGAGUCGCACCGGAAGAGCAUCCUGUUCUACUGACAGAAGCGCCUAUGAAUCCUAAGGCUAAUCGCGAGAAAAUGACACAGAUCAUGUUCGAAACGUUCAACACUCCGGCCAUGUACGUCGCUAUCCAGGCUGUUCUGUCCUUAUACGCGUCGGGACGCACUACCGGUAUCGUAUUGGACAGCGGGGAUGGAGUGUCUCACACAGUACCGAUUUACGAAGGAUAUGCCCUGCCUCAUGCGAUCCUGCGUCUGGAUUUGGCCGGCCGCGACUUGACCGAUUACUUGAUGAAGAUUCUAACCGAAAGAGGCUACACUUUUACGACCACCGCCGAGCGCGAGAUCGUGCGCGACAUCAAGGAGAAACUAUGCUACGUGGCUCUGGAUUUUCAGCAUGAAAUGGCGACAGCCGCCGCAUCGACCGCGUUAGAAAAGAGCUACGAAUUACCAGACGGGCAGGUCAUCACCAUUGGCAACGAGCGCUUCCGCUGCCCGGAAGCGAUGUUUCAACCGAGUUUUCUGGGCAUGGAAUCUUGCGGUAUACACGAGACAACGUACAAUUCGAUCAUGAAGUGCGACGUCGACAUUCGCAAAGAUUUGUACGCUAACUCGGUACUCUCGGGCGGCACAACCAUGUAUCCGGGCAUCGCCGAUCGCAUGCAGAAGGAAAUCACAGCACUCGCACCGCCCACGAUGAAGAUCAAAGUGAUCGCGCCGCCUGAGAGAAAGUAUUCGGUCUGGAUCGGCGGCUCGAUUCUUGCAAGUCUAAGCACGUUCCAGCAGAUGUGGAUCUCUAGACAGGAAUACGAUGAACUAGGACCGUUUAUCGUGCACAGAAAGUGCUUUUGAGAAUCUUGAGAAAUAUGCUUUCACAAUGCCAUCGCCAUGAUUAUUUAAUCCUAGUGGAUGUUGUGUGCAAGAGUAAGAGACAAUACUUUUAUCUUUUCAGUAGUAAUUUAUUGUAUUUGUUUUUCUCCUGAGUAAUAAUUCUUGUCACUUUCCGAGAAACAACUUCGUAUUUCUUCACACACACAUACAAGGUUUUUUACUCGCUGAGAUACAACAUAGUUCUCUAUAAGCUAACAAAUAAUUUCUUAUUUUUAAAGUAAAUUGGAUUGAACGAACAUGUCUGGAUUACAAUUCCAAUUCUUGCUUCAAUAUUUAUCUGCGCGCAUGCGAAUUUCGAAGAUACACACAUGAUUUCUUUCCUCUAAGUAUCUCUCGAGGAGAGUUAUAUACAUAUUGGGAUAGAGCCAUCGAUUCGUCUUUUAUUUCUAAAAACGUAUUUGUUUAUUACAUAGCAGAUCGUUUAAGGCAAAUGCGACAUUGUGCGGAGACACAAAGUUCUCCUUUACGGAAACUUUCAUAUACAGCCAGCAACAAAAUUUGUUUUUUUUCUUUUUCUUUCUUUUUCUUUUGACACGUGUGUUGUAUUAGAAAAUAAUUUAUACAUUUCUCUCUCAGACGUAUACAUAGUUUGAUAGGUAUACUUACUACAAUUCAAGAUCAAUAAUAAUUCAUUUUAUAGCUAGAAUGUUACAAUUUAUAAAUGUUACAAUUUAUAAAAUAUUGAAAAUUAAAAUCAAUAGCAUCGAAUGCUGUUUUGUUCAUAAAAUUCUAAGUUUUUUUUUUACGGACGGUUAUAUAUAUAUAUAUAAUACACUAUCUUCCAAUAUUAUGUUAGCGUGUGCUGUAUGCGUGUACAUUGUGACCAGUAUAUAUAUGUAUUGUACACACAUACACUUAUAUUUUUCAUUAAAUAUAUAUUUAUAAAAGAUAGUAUACUAAAAAACUAUUUUCGAAGAAAAAUGUACAUUUCUUUUCCAUUCGCGAAGAUAAAUUAUUACGAGUUAAACGCCUUAGCUCUUAAAAUUUAUGAUACAAUGUGGAUUGAAAUAUGCGAAAUAGUGUUGUCAAAUUAUCAUCUGCGAAUCGAUCUCUUAUAUUCGUAAUACCACAGUCUCUCUGCAAAUAAACUCGGAAUUAUCACAAAUUGUUUCAAAGAUGCUAUUGAGCUCGAUAGUUCUCUUGCAAUAUUAACACAAUUAUACGACAGGUAAAAUAGAAAAUGAUUAACAGGUGAACGACACGAUGAUAACCAUAAUAAAGAUAUUAUGAUUGAGAAAUUUGCACGUAAAAUACACACACGCAAGCACGCACGCACGCACACAUACAUACAUACAUACAUA